Diaporthe citri is the source of this 1503-nucleotide messenger RNA. RefSeq lists its product as uncharacterized. The record is from RefSeq and is a predicted model, not a curated record. Bases 1 to 1503 code for a protein of 500 amino acids. Lineage: Eukaryota; Fungi; Ascomycota; Sordariomycetes; Diaporthales; Diaporthaceae. Gene Ontology annotation, molecular function: oxidoreductase activity, acting on paired donors, with incorporation or reduction of molecular oxygen; monooxygenase activity. The transcript is spliced from 4 exons.
AUGGCAGACGGUACAGCGCAGGCGGAUGGUCAACAUGACCUCGGGAAUGGCAGGAAGCACAUCCUCCUUAAUGCCUUUGAUAUGUCGACGAUAGGGCACCUGUCGCCGGGGCAGUGGAAGAAUCCCAAAGACAAGUCGGCGACGAAGCGAGACCUGAACUACUGGAUCGAUCUCGCGAAGCUGCUGGAGCGGGGCGGGAUCAACGCGCUGUUCCUAGCCGACACAUACGGAGGAUAUGACACAUACGAGGGUUCACUUGACAACUGUAUCCGACGGGCAGCCCAAUGGCCCAUGACAGACCCGACUAUUCCCAUCUCUGCGAUGGCGGCAGUUACCAAAAGCCUGGCCUUUGGGAUCACAGCGUCGACGUCGUUCGAGCCGCCGUUUCUUCUGGCCAAGCGGUUUUCGACACUGGAUCAUUUCACUUGUGGAAGACUCGGCUGGAAUAUCGUGACGGGGUGGAAGAAGGCCGCCUUCAAAGCCAUCGGGCUAGACAGCCCCAUAGACCACGACGAACGAUACCGCCAGGCAGACGAGUACCUCCGGGUUCUCUACAAGUUGUGGGAAGGAUCAUGGGCGGAAAACGCGAUCGAUCCAGAUCCGGAGAACGACAGCUACGCAGAUCCAGACCGUAUCCGCACAAUUCACCACCACGGGCAGUACUACAACCUGGACACACGGCACAUCGUAGACCCAUCUCCUCAGCGGACGCCGUUCCUGUUCCAGGCAGGGACAUCCCCAGCGGGGUCCGCAUUCGCGGCGGCGCACGCCGAGGCCAUCUUCGUGUCGUCACACUCGCCGGCGGUGCUGCGGCCCAAGGUGCAGAAGAUCCGCGAGCUGGCGGCGGAGAAGGGGCGCGACCCGCGGUCGGUCAAGGUCUUUGCGACAUUCACACCCAUCAUCGGGCGGACGGACGAGGAGGCUCAGGACAAGUACGAGGAGCUAAAGAAGUACGCGUCGGUCAUCGGCGGGCUGGUGCUGUUCAGCGGGUGGACGGGUAUCGAUAUCUCCAAGAUCCCGCUGGACCAGGAGAUCACGGCGGCGGAUUCGCUGGAGGCACACAAGGUGCGCAGCAUCCUGGACAGCUUCACGACGACGAGCAAGGAGGUCCCCAAGUGGACGCCCCGCGUGGUGGCGGAGCGGGCGUGCAUCGGUGGGCUGGGCCCCGUGUCGGUCGGGCGCCCGCAGACGGUGGCGGACGAGCUCGAGGCGUGGGUGCGCGAGGCGGACGUGGACGGCUUCAACCUCGGGUACGUGACGACGCCGGGGACGUUCGAGGAGGUCGUCGACCUGCUGGUCCCGGAGCUGAGGAGACGCGGCCUGUACCCGGAGCCGCUGGAGGAGCAGCUCACGGCCCGGGAGAAGAUCUACGGUAAGGGCCAGAAGGGGCUGCGGGACGACCACACGGGUAGCAGGUACAGGUACGAUGUCUACCAGGAGGAGCCCGCAUACGUCAAGGAGCAGGGCAAGAGCGAGGAUGCCUCACAGCCGCAGGCGAGCUGA